AGAAGAAACACAUGCAUGACGUCUCUUUCCGUUCCCUUUUCUCUCUGGUUUUCAACUUUUUAGCUUCACAAAACUCCAUUUUCGAGAAGACCAAGAAAAACCCAUUUUCUCAAUUCCAUUUUUAUAUACUUUUCUUGGGCCAAUUUCAUUUUUUUGGCUCUUUUUCCGUUCCUGAUCAUCGUUUUUGCUGUUAAUUCAAGUAAAAAGAGGCAGUUGGGGUUGUUAAUUUCAGUAUUUGGGAAGUACCCAGAAUGGGAAAAUUCGAUUUUGGUUGGGUUUUGUUGUUUUUAGUUAUACUUGUUUACCGUGUAAAUGUGGUAUCUGAAGGGGUAAUUAAGGUGAAUUCUAAGUUUGCUGGGUUGGAGACGAAUCUGCGUGCCCUAAAAGCUCAUGAUGAAAUGCGUCAUCUACAUAUUCUCGCCGGAAUUGACCUUCCUAUCGGCGGUACUGGCCGUCCCGAUUCCGUUGGGCUUUACUAUACUAAGAUUGGGAUUGGAACACCUCCAAAUAAUUAUUUUGUUCAAGUGGAUACAGGAAGUGACAUAAUGUGGGUUAAUUGCAUUGCAUGUCAAAGAUGCCCCAAAAGAGGCUAUCAUGAUAUGGAGCUAACACUCUACAAUCCAAGGGAUUCGCUGACUGGUAAACUCGUUGUUUGUGGUCAGUCAUUUUGCAAAGACUUCUACAGAGGUCCAGUGUUAGGCUGCUCUGGUAAUAGUUCUUGUCAUUAUAAACAAAAUUAUGGAGAUGGAAGCUCUUCUAAUGGCUUCUUCGUGGAGGAUGUUGUCCAUUACGAUAAGGUGUCAGGUGAUCUCCAAACUAAAUCAGGAAACGGGAGUGUUAUUUUUGGAUGUGGUGCUUCACAAUCUGCUGACCUGAUUUCCUCUGAUGAAGCUUUUGAUGGGAUUCUUGGAUUUGGGAAAUCAAACUCAUCCAUACUUUCCCAGCUGGCUUCAUCUGGCAAAGUGAAGAAUAUGUUUGCACACUGUUUAGAUGGUGUGAAUGGUGGUGGUAUUUUUGCCAUUGGGAAUGUUGUGCAACCAAAAGUAAACAUGACUUCUUUGGUGCCUAAUCAGCAUUACAGUGUCAAUAUGAUGGCAGUGGAAGUUGGUUAUCAGUUUCUAAACCUGUCUGUUGAUGUAUUUAUGAAUGGAGUUAUAAUUGAUAGUGGAACAACAUUGGCUUAUCUUCCUGAGGUGAUUUAUAGUCCACUAGUGAAAAAGAUAUUCUCCUGGCAACCUGAUCUGAAAUUGCGUUAUGACGAGUAUACAUGCUUUGAAUACUCUGGAAGUGUUGAUGAUGGAUUCCCUCAAGUCACUUUUCAUUUCGAAAAUUCUCUAUCUUUAAGAGUUAGACCCCACGAGUAUCUGUUCCCAUAUGAAGAUUUAUUUUGCAUUGGAUGGCAAAACAGUGGUAAUUUAUCAACGGACAAAUGGAACCUCACACUUUUCGGAGAUUUGUUACUCUCAAAUAAUCUAAUCCUGUAUGAUCUUGAAAACCAGGCCAUUGGUUGGACUGAAUAUAAUUGCUCAUCAAACAUUUCAUUAAAAGAUGAAAUUACUGGAUUAGUUCAUAUAGUAGGUGCUCACACUCUGUCAAGUUGCUCUCGUUUGACAGCGGAAAUAACUCUAACAUUCUUGUUGUUAGUAGCUCUGCUGCACAAUUAUCUAUUCAACUGGUAAAAUCUGGUAAGUAUUAGCUUCUUUGGUACCUGAGACAAGAAGCGUUCGUUCGACUGUUAAAAAAAAUAAAAAAUCUAAGUGUUGAUACAGCAGCUUGUUACUGUCAAGCUGUGUGUGCAUAUUUUACAUUCAGAUGAAAUAUAGAACAGAUUGACAAAGAAUUCCAUUUUGUAUGUAGCUGGUUUAUGUUGCAAAUGCAUAAUGAAAGUGGAGUUCUGGAU
Molecule: messenger RNA, 1900 nt
Organism: Solanum dulcamara
Lineage: Eukaryota; Viridiplantae; Streptophyta; Magnoliopsida; Solanales; Solanaceae
Product: aspartic proteinase 39-like
Exons: 10
Coding region: 252-1679 (475 amino acids)
Biological process (GO): proteolysis
Molecular function (GO): aspartic-type endopeptidase activity
Source: RefSeq, a predicted model, not a curated record